AAGGGGUUAGUAAUUUGGGUGAACGCGGAGGAACCCAUUUAUUAUUGGUGUCCGGCACAAACAGGUUUUCAACCAUGGUUGACCAGAGAGAUGCACUUGGUACAUCAUGGCACGACAGCACAUGGAUCCCUAUUCUCAGUGCCAACAAUGUCAUGGACUACUUCGCGGAGCGCACAAAUCCGUUUUACGACCGCACGUGCAACAAUGAGGUUAUCAAGAUGCAGCGCAUCAACCCAGACCACCUGCAUAACCUGGUGGGCCUGGAGUACACGCUGCUGCACGUGCAGGAGCCGAUUCUGUACGUCAUCCGUAAGGAGCACCGCCACUCGCCCAACCAGGUGACGCCGCUGGCCGACUACUACGUCAUCGCCGGCAAGGUGUACCAGGUGCCUGACCUCGGCUCCGUCAUCAACUCUCGACUGACGUCGGCCAUCAACCACCUCCAGGAGGCGUUUGAGGAGGCUCGCUCCUUUUCACGAUACCACCCCUCCAAAGGCUACACGUUCGAGUUCAAAUCACAGAACGGACAGGAGCCGGAGACGAAGAAGCGGAAGAAGGAGACGGAGAAGGAGUUGGGCUCGGUGUUCCAGACGCAGCGUGUGGACAUGCUGCUGGCGGACCUGGCGCGCCGCUUCCCGCCCAAGGUGCCGCAGCAGCCGCCGCCGCAGCCGCCCGACGCCGACGUCAAGGCGGAGCCGAAGCAGGAGAAGACCGAGUCGGUGACCAGCGUGCCGUCCCAGGCGUCCGAGGUCAAGGCCAAGGCGCCCCCGGAGAAGAAGCCGCGCCUCGGCUGACCCGGUCGGCCGGGCUUGACGUGACCUCGGUGGCCGCAGCGGGGCUGGUCGGACGCUGACUGGGUCGCCCGCCGGCUGUGGAGGGGCCCCGGUGCGUGUUGGUGGUCAGCUCAGUGAGGUGGGAGCAGGUAUGCUCCAGCAAGUGGAUGGUGUGUUCCGAGUGUUUUUAUACGUGUCUUCAUUGUGGUCUGAUCUGAAGCUGCCGGCUUGUGGGGAACAAAGUGUGUUAGUAAUGUCUCAAUUUCGGUGUCCAUGAAGUGGAAAUCCUUUUCUCAAUACGGUGAACAAUGUUAAUACAGCGGCACAACUACUA
Messenger RNA from Pollicipes pollicipes, 1107 nucleotides. RefSeq names its product mediator of RNA polymerase II transcription subunit 6. The transcript has 7 exons. Gene Ontology annotation, cellular component: mediator complex. The coding region runs from base 75 to 794 and encodes 239 amino acids. The record is from RefSeq and is a predicted model, not a curated record. Lineage: Eukaryota; Metazoa; Arthropoda; Thecostraca; Pollicipedomorpha; Pollicipedidae. Gene Ontology annotation, biological process: regulation of transcription by RNA polymerase II. Gene Ontology annotation, molecular function: transcription coregulator activity.